GCAAAUUGUAUAGAAAUUAACGCAAGGAAAUGAAAUGCAUUGAAAUAAAUGAAAUGCGGUAUUUGUUAUUUCUUGCUUGGGGCGGGUGGUGGGGUGGGGAAUAAACCAUCCAAAAACCAAUCUUUGGCUUUCCUGAGGGUAAAUUCAUGUACAUUUAUACUUUUCUUUUAUACCUUAAGGCUUCUCUAUCCCUUUCCUGAUUUACUUAGGUAAUUUAUUUCCAGUUCAGCUUGUCAGGGAGUAGCUCCUGAAAGUGCUGAACAGAAAAUGGGUAUUGGGGCCCCACUUUUUCCAGAUACCAGAUAGAUAAAGGCAAAUUAAGUCCUACCUGAUCAAUUUCCUAACGUGGUGAAAAGUUUAGGAGAGGUUCCUGUCAGGUAGGGUCUCCUCAUGGCCUGUAGAAGCAGGAGGGAUUAAGGAUUUCUGUCUCGUUCCAGGUGUUGGAUCAGAGGCAGUCAGGACUGUGUUUGGUUGCCAUCCAAAAGUGAAGGGGAAUGCCCACCUCCAUCUGACACUGAUGGCUUAUCAGGUGAAGACCACAGAGCCCUCAAAAGUGCCCCUAAUGUGUUUCAUGGGCCACGCCUGGCACACCCCCCACUCCAAAGGCACUGAGCACUGCAGAUCCCCCAUCCUUCUGUGGAGCCCUGGGUUCUGGUGGUGAACCCAGAGCCCUCCCUCUGACCACCUUGGAGCUCCCAGCUCACAACCAGAAGAAGGCCUCCUCCCCUCCCAGAAUGAAUGAAUCAGAAGUCCUUAACUCAAAGUUAAAUGACGCUGUGUACGACAAGGACAAAGAAGCUGUGCUGGAGCUGCUGGAGCAAGGGGCAGAUGUGAAUUCCAAGGUAGAACAUGGCUGGACACCCCUGCAGACUGCAGUGAGAAACAAUGAUGAGGAGCUGGUCCGGCUUCUGCUGGCCAGGGGAGCUUCUGUGCACGCCAGGAAGGACAAUGGUGGCACUGCCUUUACUGAGGCAGGGACCGCAGGGAACGUGGAGAUCCUGAAGCUCCUCCUGGAGCUUGGCUCAGACAUCAACGAGCAGGACAACAACGGCUUCACAGCCUUCAUGGAGGCUGCGUGGUAUGGGGAGGACGAAGCCUUGAGAUUCCUCCACAGCAGAGGGGCAAAGGUGAAUUUGAGGAGGGAGGCCAGUGAGGAGAGAGCCAAGCUGCACAAAGGAGGUGCCACAGCGCUGAUGGACGCUUGCAGGCAGUGCCACUUCUCAGCUGUGAAAAUCCUGGUCCAGGAGAUGGGGGCUGAUGUGAACAUCCGUGACAACAGAGACAGGAACGCCCUGAUCCACGCCCUAAAGAAGGAUUCAGAUAAAAGAAGUGAUGAGUCACCUGUGCCCAUAGUUCAUUUCCUGCUGGAGCACGGUGUGGAUGUGAAGAGCAAAGAUGAAUGUGGGAAAACUGCCCUCAUCCUGGCUGUUGAAAUGGAGAGCCUGGAGCUGGUGACAGCUUUGUUGGAGAAGGAUGAGAUAGACAUUGAUGAUGCAGAUGAGGAAGGCAACACAGCCCUGAUGGUGGCUGUGAAGGAAGAUAAUUGCGGAAUAGCAAAGUUGUUGUGCGAAAAGGGAGCGAGGACUGACCAUGGGAACCUGAUGGAGGUUGCAAGGAACAAUCGUUCUCGCAGCAUGGAAAACCUUCUUCGUGAGCACAAGGUCAGGCUCGUCCCAGAGACCCCCAGAGCGUGGGAGCCAAACAGCAAACGCUGGAGGGCCCAGCUGAAAAAACUUGAUCAAAUGUAUCGCCCCAUGAUCGGCAAACUGAAGACAUUCCCAUACAUCCAGCAGAAAAUUCAGGAUGGCAUCUACCUUGGGCUCCACGGAGGGACAGAGGUGGCAGUGCAAAUAACCCGCAGCACAGAGGGUGAGAAAGAGAAAGAGUUCCUUGAAAAAUGUUCUCACAGCGAGCAUCUACUGAAGCUCUUCCAGUCCGAGAAGAAAAAAGGCUGCAUGUACUUGUGCUUCCCACUCUGGGAGAAAAACCUCCAGGAGCACCUGCAGGACCCUGAAGGCCAGAAGGAUUACAAAGCUGCUCUGAAGAUCAUCUUCCAGGCACUGAGAGAGCUGCACUCCCUCGGAUUUGCUCACCAGGAUCUACAGCCCGGGAACGUUGUAAUUGAUUUAGGUGGCAAAAUUUACUUGGCGGACUUUGGUAGUAAAAGAAGGUCAAUUGAAGGCCAAGAAGAACUUGUAAAGUCAGACUUACAGGCCCUGGGCAGGCUCGUGCUCCACGUUUUAACAGACGGUAGGAAACCCCUGCAGCAAGUUGGAAUUGAGGAUUUGGCUUCCAACUCCCCAGAUUACACAGAGGCUCGGGACCUUGUACAAAGCCUGUUCUCUCCUGAUGAACGAGGCUUGGAAGGGUUGAGCAAACACCCCUAUUUCUGGAGCAAUCAGAGCAGGUUCAACUUCCUGAAGAGUAUAUGGAAUAAAAUCAAGUAUGACCGAAAAAGAAAAAGUAUUUUUCAAGAUCCUAAUGUCACUUUUCCUUAUCCACAGUGGACCAAAAUGAUUGACAAAGAUGUUUUACAUGUUAUGGAAAAUCCCAGGAAUGCAAAACAUACCAAAACAUACAAAUACACAAAUGAUGUCACCGAUCUCCUGAGGCUCAUGAGAAACAUGGAUGAACACAAAGAUGAAGGGAUCACCAAGAAAAUAGGAGACUAUGCUGAGUAUUUCCUGGGGGUUUUCCCAGAACUUACCACCUAUGUGUACAACAGCUUACGGCAGAACCCCACCUGCAGCCACCUCGCAGACUUCCAGGACCCUUCUCUGUAGGAUGUCACUGCCUCCUGUGCCAUGUCUGGUCCCACCAUCACUCCUUUUAUUUCUUACUUAUUCACCUGCAAAAGAGCUGAAGAGGUGGGAAGGAGUUGGGAUAAAGCACGCCCAGGGACAGAGUAUGGAGGGCUUAAAUUAGGAAAGAUUGCAAAGAGUUUGGUGUAACAGCCAUGAGCUUUGGAUGCUCUGAUUUGCACUGUGAUUAUAUGUUGAUUAUGGAAAUAUUUUUCAGGUGUUGAAAAAGUUGGGUUUUUUGUUGUUUUUUUUUUCUUUUUUUUUCUUUGUUGUUUUUUUUGUUGUUGUUUGUUUGUUUUUUGUGUGGUUCCCCCCCAACUGUUAUUCUUUCAAUGACCUCAUGGACAAACAAACUUGAAAUAAACUUGAACAGAAAACUGACUCUAUGCUCCUUUAGGAACCAGGUUCCCCCAUCCCCUCUGCACAUGAAGAGAAGUUCUGCAGCACUGUCAAAGCACCAGCUGCAUCAGUGCUCCUGCCUUGGAGCAAAGGUCCUUCUGAGGGUCCUGGGAACAUUUCAAAUACAUUAUGGAAGUAUGACUGCACAACUGAUGAUGGGAAAAUGCAACCUGGAGAAUGCUGGCUCCUCUUGCACCCAUAUUUUUGGGUUUUUUACCUUUCCUCCCUGCUCUUUUUUUGUUUUCUUGCUCACUGUGUGUUUCUCAUGCCCAGAAGGCAGGAGGACACCCAGAGAUGCGUGCUCAGGUCUCAGCAGUGGGGGGAGCAGGGCGCUAUGGGGUGCCCUGUGCCAUGGCAGCAUUUCUGCUCUUGCAUGAAGAGAAGUGAGGCCACGGGCUGGGCUCCUCCAGCCUCCUGUAAAAUGCCACAUUUCCUGCUUUCUGUGACCUUUGCAACUUCCAUCACUGCUAAUCCACUGAAGGGCUGGGUCAGGAUAGGCAUAUGAGCCUGCACUGUGGCUGAGGCACCUUCCUUAAUGGUGAGAAAUGAGUGAGUUUUCUAUUAUGAAUUCUUUUUGUCAUUGUCAUCUACAAAAUACGCUGUAUUUAAAAGAGAUCCAUGCAAAUAUUUCAUUAACAUCCUUUAAACAUCACUGCAUAUUGUCCCAGUAUGAAGAAAUAAUGUCAGGGCUCUGUUUUGAUCAGAAUUUUCCCUUGUGGGACAUCUUUAUUUUGGUCCUAUGUAGAAUCCAUCCCCAACUAAAGCCCUUCAAGAACAGCACCUGAGCUAUCUUUGAAGGGAUUUGGUGAUUCCAUUCCUGUCCCCAUGUCAUCGUGGGGAGAAUCCUGCUGUGGCAGCAGGCAGGUGCAAAAGGGCAUCCCUGGCUGGGGAGGCACAAAGAGUUGGCACAAGUUUUUGUUGUUCCUGCUGUUCCACAGCAGGCAGCCUCAAAACAGCAGUGAUUAAACCCAGCCAGGCUGGGACUUAUCUCUCUGGGGUGAUCUGGCUGCUGGGAAUAAUUUCCAGGGAUAGCUCCUGUGCUCUGUCCUGGUGUCAGAGAAGAAACCUGAUCAGUGCACAGCAUCAGCAGAGCAGGCUGCUCCUGGAGCAUCGGUGCCAUAGCCUUCCCCAAAAAAGCAUCUUGAAAAACACACCUCGGGGGCACAGACACAUCUGUGCUCACGCUGGGUCACUUCAGCUCUUUGUGGGCUCCAAUGAGAGCUUUAUUGAGCUUCUUCAUCUUUAUUGACUUUCUUCAUGAAAAGAGCACAGGAAUGAAGAGCCACUCCAAAAGGAAAAGCAGGGGUUUAUAUAUGGAUUUUGAGGGGCGGGGCAGACCAGCAGGGCCAAUGGGAUGAAGGCACAGGGGUGGAAGAGCCAAUGAGAUACAGUUAAUCUGCAUGUCACAGCAAGGCAUGCUGGGAGAAGCCUUUUUCCUCACCCUAACAGAGGUGGUUAUGGCUUGAGGGGUUUUCAUUCCAGGGCAGGGCUAUGGAUUUUUUCACACAUGGCCCAUGGGAGGAAGGAAUGCAGGACUGGGAGCAAGGCUG
Molecule: messenger RNA, 4750 nt
Organism: Passer montanus (Eurasian tree sparrow)
Lineage: Eukaryota; Metazoa; Chordata; Aves; Passeriformes; Passeridae
Gene: RNASEL
Product: ribonuclease L
Exons: 7
Coding region: 735-2783 (682 amino acids)
Biological process (GO): protein phosphorylation; mRNA processing
Molecular function (GO): RNA nuclease activity; ATP binding; protein kinase activity
Source: RefSeq, a predicted model, not a curated record